This is a messenger RNA of Suillus fuscotomentosus, 905 nucleotides long. RefSeq lists its product as uncharacterized. The transcript has 4 exons. Lineage: Eukaryota; Fungi; Basidiomycota; Agaricomycetes; Boletales; Suillaceae. The record is from RefSeq and is a predicted model, not a curated record. The coding region runs from base 28 to 585 and encodes 185 amino acids.
GUCAUCAUCAUCAUUCGGCUGCAUGCCAUGCAUCAACGAUCCAGAAAGAUCCUGAUAUUUCUUAUUGUCACCUUCCUGGCUGUCAACAUUGUCAGUGGAGUGGUCACCUUGCUUAUGACGAUAGAUGCUUCUGCGGAGCAAUUCAUCCUCUCUGGCACCUAUGAAUGUUGGAUUGGCUUUACGGAAGAUUUCAUACCUCUGGAGUCCAUCAGUUGGAUACUCGACACCGUGUGGGAGGUCCUCGCACUAUGUCUCGCAGUCUGGAUUGCGGUAAAACACUUCCGUGAACUUCGACGACACUCGACAGGAGGGAUUAUGGGGGACUGUUUUACGAUAUUGAUGACAACUCACAUGCUCUACUUUGCGAGUUUUGUUGUUGUUUCUUGCUUCGAGCUCAUUCUUGAUUUCUCUCCGAUACUCUUAACGAUUUCGCAGGUCGUGCAGAUGUUUGUGCUGGGACCACGCCUGAUCCUUGGCAUUCGGGAAUACCACGCUAAACUCGUUGCCGAUGCUGACGCAGCGACUGGUAUGACCUCAAUCGCUUUUCAGGAGCAUGUGUAUAUAUCGACUGGCAGUGGUGUGUGAUACUUGGUGAAGUUAACUGUUCUGCAAGGAGUAGGGGAAUUUGUUUCUAUUUAUUAGCCCUUUCAUGAUCGAAGUAUUCGGUGUUCUGAAAUAGAUUUCAAGGAGACAUACAAAGUUUUCGUCAUAUUAUUUAGUCAAGUGAUUUGACAUACAUACUGACAAUGUUUAAAUCGAUAUCCUGAAUAUCUCUAAUAUCUCAUAGCAUGAGCCUGUACAACUUCAAGGCUUCCUGUAGUCGUAAUGGCAACGCCCAUCCAGGGGUGUUCUUUUCUCCCGGUCCCUCUCGUAUUCUAGUAUAAUAUCAGAAAUUAUGGACAGCU